AUGCUUCGCUACCCAGCCGGGUCGGUCCGAUUAGAAUGGCUGUCGUGGUGUUCGGCCCGUACUCGCUUAUUCAAAGUCCGGCAAUUAUAUCUGGCCCGCCCAUAUAAAACCCGGCCCGAACCCAAAAAAAAUAAAAAUUUACUUCGUGAUUCGUCGCUAGGCUGCUUUGCAAUUCGCAAUCCCUCCCUGUUCUCCUCCAGAACCCGAAGACCUAGCCUGUCGAAAAAGCGCUUGCUGCUGCCUCUUCUUCCUUCUCUCGAGAGCGAAGACUCGAACGACGGCAGAGGACACCGGUGCUCCGCAUCCCCGAUCUGCUCUGCCAGCUCGACUGCUCGCCCUUUGUAUAUCAUUCCCUGUUCUCCCAAACCGGAAGACCGGAGACGUAACCCUCAAAAUUUAUCACUGCCUCUUCUUCCUCCUCUCGAACAACGGCACUUGCGCUACAUAUUCACCUCUUUUCGGUCAUUCGGCGUGCUCCUCCACCUCAUUAUGGAGGUUCCAAGUUUUAUACAACAGGCAAUAGAAGUGAGGAAACCUGGAGGGGACUUGGAGCAAAGGAGCUUAAUUGCGGACUAGUGCCUAGGCGCUAGUCCCUCACCCGAAAAACUUGCACGUGACGCCGCGUCUAGGCGCCAAAUACUAGGGUGGCGCGAUACUAGAGCCCAGGCGCCCAUGCCUUCUUUAGCGAACAAAUAGACUGGCGCAUAGGUGUUAGUAAUUGCCUGGAACAGUUUUGGCAGUUCGGGAAACCUGUCGCAGAGAAUUGUGGGGGAGUUACUUAGGAGGUUGUGGAGUGAUUUUUUUGCUAAGUAAUAGAGCCUAUAUAUGUGUAUGUAUUAGGGACUUAAGAGGAUUGAUGAAUGGGGGUUGCCAAGAUUGUUGAAUGUGGAGAGAUUGAUGAAUUGUGAGGGUUGGCUUGUUGUAGAAUCCUUCUUCCUCUUCUAGUGGAGAGGAGAGGGAGAGGCUUCAAGAGCAGCAGCCCAAAUUCAGAAGGAGCCUUGGUUAAGCAUCUUCAGGCCAUUGUAAAGGAGAGGAAGAUAAUUCUCAUUUGUCUUUAUUGAUGUAUUUUAUUUGUAAACAUUUGGAUAGUGGAUUUCUCUUAUUUCAA
Phalaenopsis equestris is the source of this 1108-nucleotide messenger RNA. RefSeq lists its product as uncharacterized. Bases 1 to 576 code for a protein of 191 amino acids. The record is from RefSeq and is a predicted model, not a curated record. Lineage: Eukaryota; Viridiplantae; Streptophyta; Magnoliopsida; Asparagales; Orchidaceae. The transcript is spliced from 3 exons.